This is a messenger RNA of Rhagoletis zephyria (snowberry fruit fly), 428 nucleotides long. RefSeq names its product protein scarlet-like. The record is from RefSeq and is a predicted model, not a curated record. Gene Ontology annotation, cellular component: cytoplasmic vesicle membrane; plasma membrane. Gene Ontology annotation, molecular function: ABC-type transporter activity. NCBI's taxonomy places the organism in Eukaryota, Metazoa, Arthropoda, Insecta, Diptera, Tephritidae. Gene Ontology annotation, biological process: transmembrane transport.
UGGCAUGAUCAUUGAACCAUUACUUUUCGUUAUAAUCUGUUAUUGGAUAACUGGCUUGCGGCCGACAUUUUUUGCAUUCAGCAUAACGGCUAUCUCUAUCGUUUUGGUUAUGAAUGUGGCUACUGCCUGCGGCUGCUUCUUUUCCACAGCAUUCAAUUCUGUGCCAUUGGCAAUGGCAUAUUUGGUACCUGUUGAUUACAUUUUCAUGAUUACAUCUGGAAUUUUCAUUAAAAUUAGCACUUUGCCUAUGGCCUUUUACUGGACACAAUUCCUGUCGUGGAUGUUAUAUGCGAAUGAAGCAAUGACGAUUGCCCAGUGGUCUGGUGUUCAAAAUAUAAGUGAGUAUUUUUUUUUACUAAGCGCGCAAAUAGAAUACUUACGAAAUUAUAUAUUUUCUAACUUUAAGUUAUACUUAAGAUAUGAUUGAC